CAUUUGCUUAUUUAUUUUCAGUUUGCUAUGCUCAUCAGAGUCCACAAUUUGACGCACUAUUUUGAACGGCCAGGAAUCACUGUGUUUGUCCCAGUGUCAUCCGUCUACGAAAGAUUUCUUGACGAUGCCUAUAAAUAUGGAUACAACACAUCGGACCCGACGACCAUGAAGAACAUGUUACUUUAUCAUAUAGGUGACGGCAUGACAAGUGCAUCAGAAAUGGAAAAAUUUGAAUCAACACGUACGUUACAUCCUGACCAUAGACGAGUUUUCUUCAACAAUUUUAACUACGGUGACACAAAGGUAUUCACUGUCAAUGGAGCAUGGGUUAUUGGGUCUGACAUCCUAGCAAGUAAUGGAGUGGUUCAUGUAAUAGACAGAUUCCUUAUUCCCAUUCAGUCGAACAAAACAGUGGCGGAAUACCUAGAACGACCUGAUCUUCCACGCUAUGCUUUCCAGUCUAUCAAAAACGCUUCUAUCAUUGACCCAGCUUUAAAAAUGGCAACGAAUUCCACGUCAAGUUCUUUUACAGUAUUUGCACCUAAUGACUCAUUCAUCACUGUUAUGCCGUCCUAUGGUCAAGAUAUACUCUUCAAUGACACAAAUCUUCUUAAAACUGUAUUUUGGGCUCACGUGAUCCAGAAUGGUUUACUGUAUAUACCAAGAAUUGGGGAGAUACCCAACACCGCAGCAAUGGCGGGAAUUUUAAAGUUUGACAGAAUUGGAACGGAAAUUUAUGUAACGAGUAAUAAAGUUCGUGCUCGCAUUAUACAAUCCAACAUUCCAGUGAAGAAUGGCGUCAUUCACGUCAUUGACGACCUCUUGUUUUACGUAUACAGAAAUAUGAAACAGAAAAUGGACGUUCUUGAAAAUGUCAAUUUUGUUAAAGCAAACUUAUACAAUGUAGAAAAUGAGAUCAGGGAAAGGUUUAUAAACGCCAGCAAAAAUAUGACAUUCUUUCUACCUACUGACGACGCUUUAGCCAAACUUCCAGAGGACAGGCAGUCCCAACUUGAUACAAAUAUUACAAAAUUAUCAAAAUUUUUCCGGGACCACCUGGUGGUAUACACCCAGAGAGACCUUGACACAUUCCAGGACGGAGAGACGUUCACCACAGCUGACGGAGAGUUACUGACAAUGAGAAAAGUUCAUAAUAAUGUAUAUGUAGAAGGUGGUGGUGUGAGGGCGAAGCUAACCAUUCCAAAUCUAGGUUGUACAAAUGGUGUAAUACAUCUUGUAAACAGUGUCCUGUUUCAACGAGACUUUACAAUAUGGGAAGCUAUACUAGGCAACUCACAAUUAAGUCAAAUGCGUGAUAUUGUAAACAGAAAUGCGGAUCUUUUGCGCACGUUACAUUCUACGUCAAAUGGACCAAUGACAGCGUUCCUAAUUAGUGACGCGGCUGUGAGUCAUCUUAAUCAUGACGCUCAGAUGUAUCUGAAGACAAACACAGCACUUUUGUUACAGGCUAUUCGCGGUUCAAUAGCCAACGGGGUAAUCUUAAGUUCAACUCAAAUAUCUGACGAGCAAGAUGUACCGACGCUGUCAGGUCGAACUAUCACUUUAUACAACACAAAUCAAGGAUUGUACGUUAUUGGGAGUAAAAUUCGAGCCAACGUUGUGAUAGAGGAUAUUUGGUGUUCUAAUGGGAUACUUCAUAUAGUUGAUAACAUUGUUCAUCUGCCUACCAGAAAUAUCAUUGAUGAAAUGAGCGUCCAUCCUACACUAAGUGUUGUUUCUGGACUUAUGGGCGCUUUCCCAAAAUUACAAAGUGAAUUGAAAGAUGUAUCUACGCAUUAUACUAUGUUUGUCCCAAGUGACGACGCAUUUACAUAUAUGCCCACGCAUAGAGCGAAAAUACUGAGCGAAACUCAAGGCCUUUUGCAAUCGGUUUGUACUAUUACUAGUCAAUAAAGCAAGCGGUUGUUA
Messenger RNA from Ruditapes philippinarum (Manila clam), 1929 nucleotides. RefSeq names its product fasciclin-1-like. Gene Ontology annotation, molecular function: cell adhesion molecule binding. The record is from RefSeq and is a predicted model, not a curated record. The coding region runs from base 28 to 1914 and encodes 628 amino acids. NCBI's taxonomy places the organism in Eukaryota, Metazoa, Mollusca, Bivalvia, Venerida, Veneridae. Gene Ontology annotation, cellular component: extracellular matrix. The transcript has 13 exons. Gene Ontology annotation, biological process: extracellular matrix organization; cell adhesion.